UACAGAUCUUCAGCGGUUCUCCCAACUUGAAGACAAUGACGUAACUCAGUAAUAUGACAUCAGAGGACACAUUUUGACAAAAUGUUGCGGGGUCUCAUCUUUUUGGCGGUGGUUCUUACGAUAAUAAUACCCGGUCGCUGCGCACACCGACAUGGCCACGACAUAUCUACUGAGGACCCCGAAUUGGCUGACACAUACCACGACAACACCACACACCAUGGAAAAGAUCGAGCAGGCUGGUCACAAUGGAGCGAAUGGUCACUCUGCUCCAGGACCUGUGAUGGUGGAGUGUCUCGGCAGCUGCGGACGUGUUCCUCCCCCGUAGGCUGUAGGGGGGAGCCCGUGCGGUACAAGAUAUGUAAUAUGCAGCCUUGUCGCGCAAACGUAUCCCUCCUAGAGGAGGACAUCUGGAGAGAACAGCAGUGCAGUGCCCACGAUAGCACUCCAUAUGGUGGCGAGUUGUUUCAUUGGCGAGCACAUAGAGAUGACGCAGAACCGUGUGCUUUGACGUGCAGGGGUACGCCACAGCAUUCUGGCUUGAAGCCUGAACCGACGGUGACCUUGGAUGACGAAGACCGCGUGGUGGUGGCUGUACUGGCACCCAGGGUGUCUGAUGGGACCCGCUGCAGACCAGGCAGCUUGGAUAUGUGCAUUGAUGGAAGAUGUCAGCGAGUAGGUUGCGAUCUCCGAGUGGGGUCUACACGUCGGGUCGACGAGUGUGGCGUGUGCGGCGGCGACGGUUCCUCCUGUUCCCGACCGAGAUACCAUUGGCUGUCUACACCAGGUUCCCUGUGUUCUGCUACGUGUGGUGGAGGUUACAAAAUGUCUCUAGCGGUAUGUCGAGACAGGUUAACAGGGUUGGAUGCGCCAGAACAGCUAUGUGAUGGUUCCAGCAAGCCAUCGUCUUCUGUAGUGCGGUGUAAUAUGCACCCGUGUCCUUUCAAGUGGUACGUUGGCGAAUGGUCGACUUGCAGCGUGACCUGUGGGGGCGGGGUUCGAACCCGGCGAGUUCUCUGCGCUAGAUCGGCGAACGUUACACGAACUGAUACUUAUGAUCCAGAAUCGAGUUCAGAGCCGGGAUGCGUCUCACCAGCUCCCCGGUCCACACAAGCAUGUAAUGAACAGGAAUGUCCGAGUUGGAUGGCCGGUCCAUGGUCUGGGUGCUCAGUAUCCUGUGGCGAAGGCAUUCAAGUUAGAGGUGUAGAAUGCACACCGGGUGGAGGGGUGUGCGAUCCGAACACACGUCCGGAGAUAUCCCGGGCUUGUUCUACGGGGAUCAGCUGUCCUGCUUAUAGGGAGGCGGAAGAUCCUGAGGACGACAUAGAAGACCUGCUCCCAGGCGUGGUGUACCACACGCAGCCGCUGAUCCAGCCGUACCCGCCGCCGCAAGCCAAGGCUGAACAGCUCAUCGGAGAACCAGACGUGCCGGUCGAAGCCACCAAUUUCAAAAUAUUCUUUGCGUGUGGCUGGUUGUAUGUAAGCUACAUCAAAGAUGACGAUUGGGGACCUUGUAGCGUCACUUGCGGUGAAGGUUGGAGGAAAAAGGAAGUGCAUUGCAAGAUCUUUCUAGAAUUCAGUAGAACGAUAGCUAAACUACCAGAUAGUAAGUGCAUGGGUCCUAAACCCACUGAAGAAACCCAAAGAUGUGUGAUGGAGCCUUGUUCGAUGGCGUAUGGAACUUCGUUCGGUGAUUCCAGUGCACCGUCUUAUGGAGGCGACAGGUCACUAAUAUUCGGUACAUCGAGUAACAUCAGAGUGGCGCCGGGGUCGCCCGGGAAGUCUUAUUCCUGGAAAGAGAAGGGAUACACAAGCUGUAGUGCGUCUUGUUUAAGUGGUGUUCAGGAACUAAUAAUCCAGUGUGUAAGAGACGAAGACGGUAAGAACGCGUCACCCUACAUGUGCGAUCCACUCACUAAACCAGAGAACAGAGUGAGAACAUGUAACGACCAUCCCUGUCCUCCCAGAUGGAACUACACUGAAUUCUCGCAAUGCACAAAGUCCUGUGGUAUCGGAAUACAAACAAGAGAAGUCACCUGCAUACAUGAGGUAACACGCGGUGGUACGAACACAGUGGUAGUACCAAACAGCAUGUGCCCCCAGCCGCCCCCGCCGGACCGGCAGUACUGCAACGUGCUCGACUGUCCAGUGAGGUGGCACUCGGGGGACUGGUCCAAGUGCUCUAAGACUUGUGGUGGUGGUGUGAAGCAGAGAGAGGUGAUAUGUAAACAAGUGAUGGCCCAAUCCCACGUGGUGGAACGACCGCCAUCACAAUGCAAUUCACCACGACCAGCGUCCACCAAGUCUUGUAAUAGCAGACCAUGUUUAUUGGAUACGUCUGCACCAGAAAUAUCACUGGCUAAUUCAUCGUAUAUACAACAUGAUCCGAAGAAGAAAAAGGUAACUGUGAAGGUUGGCGGGUCUGCAACAAUAUUCUAUGGCACACAAGUAAAGAUAAAAUGUCCAGUGAAAGGGUACAAUAGAACGAAAAUCCAAUGGGCAAAGGAUAGUCAGAUAAUUUCUAAGUCGAAGAAAUAUAAAAUAUCAAAAAAGGGAGCGCUCCGUAUAACAUCUCUAUCCCUACGUGAUCAUGGCGUCUAUACCUGCGUGGCUGGAAGGUCCAGCGCCAAUCUGACCUUGCUUGUGAAGCCGAGACCUGGAGAGUUUCCAUCUAGCGAAGAGAUCGAGAGGCACAAGGCUUUGGAUGAACCGUCUUCGCCGUUGCAGGAUCGAGCGGACGGUAGAUACAGAGCAAUGAUUGGAGGCAGAUCAGAUGAUCAGUCACACGAGCAGAGACCUGGUGACCAGAAGAAAAACUAUAAGGGUAAACAGAAAGGCAAAGUGGACAAAGUACGCGACGCUUUAUACGGCAGUGGGACCACGAGUACAAAACCGGCGCCCAGUUACAACUCUCAAGCUAGGGACAUAUAUGAUGAGAAUGAGGAGAGUGCUAUAUCAUCUCAGAUGCUACCACCCAAUAGAAACGGAGGCUCCCGUCUAUUGCCGUGCCUACAUUACCUUAUAAUGCAAAUACAGAUGUUCUGGAAUUUUCAGACGUUGGGCAAUUCGAGAGGACAAAGAAUGGUUGAUCCGGUGAUCAUGUAUCAAAACUAUGGACCACCAAAAUCAGAAGUGAUUAAUCUAGAGAACAAGCAAAUUGUUUUCCCAAUGGAUGAUGAUUCGGAUAUAAUAAUAGUCAAUGAAGACUAUAACCGGAAUACAAUUGAAGAAGAAUAUGGUAAAUCUAAAGCAGAUGCUGAUUUAGUUGAAUCCACAACAGCAAUAGAAAAAUCUACACCAGCAGAUGCACACGAGUAUGUGUGGAUGACUACAGAUUGGUCACCUUGCAAUGCUGCGUGUGGUCAGACCGGUCAUGAAGUCCGAGGGGCUGCCUGUCAGCACAAGAGGAAUAACAACACAACAACAGUAGAAACAGAAGAAUGUCUCAAGAGGAUAGCAUCACAGCCGACUGUAGUCCGAGAGUGUGUUGGCAAGAAUUGCUCUAAUUGGAGUACCACGCCUUGGUCGCCUGUUAGAUGCUUACCGACAGGAGCUGCAAUAACCCGUCGUCGAGUAGAAUGCGUUGCUGAAAACGGAACGAUACUACCAGAAACUGCGUGUUCUUUCGCACAUCGUCCUGAGAAGACGCGCAAAGAAAAACAAAAGUGCAAACCCGUUUGGAUCGUGGGCCCCUGGAGUAAGUGUAUAGGCGACUGCGGUCAAAAAGGCAGACAGCACCGGGUGCUACGAUGUGUAUGGCGGUUCCCGGACAUACGGAGACGAGCGAAGCGCGAAAGAGCCGCGGCCCUAUGUAACUCAAAGAGACCUGAUGUUACUAGGAACUGUGUAACGAAUUGUUUUAAUGAUGGGGUAUGCAAAGAUACGUCCCGGUACUGUGAAAACGUACGGGCCAUGAACAUGUGCGCCGUGAGACGCUACAAAGAGCACUGUUGCAAAACAUGCGACGAUUGACUUUAUAUACCGCGAACAGACUGUCAAUUUGUGUAAUUCCAAAUUCAAAAUGUGAGCUCAUUUAUUGUAUUCGAUAUAGUUUUUAAAUUUCAAACAUACGUGUGUUUAUGGUGAGUAUUGCACACCAAAGGCGGCAUUAUAAUAUAUCAUAAUAUAGUCUUUGUGCUGAAAGCGCUUUAUUUGGAAUUAAUAAAAUUAUAAGCUAAAAUUUAACAUUAUUUUUAAGCUAUUACCUGUGUUCAAAUUACUCUACUGUCUUUGGUGUACAUGCAUAAUUUAUUUACUACUCUAGUAUUGUUUAUGGCCAGUGUUUGAUUAAUGGAUUAGUUUUUAAAAUGUUUUCCCCGGCAGAAUUCUUUUUUUAAUCUGUCACUUGACUGCAAAUAAAUUUGACAGAUCAUCGUAUGUUUGCCGUGAAUGUUUUUGUGGAUUAGUUGGUACGUAUUUAUAUUUAUUCUGCCUGGGAGAACUGAUUGUUAGUUUAAAUAAGAUCCCCAUAAUGGAUGUGAGCACAAAAUACCUUGUAGCUCUAGUUGUGAAGCACGUAUGCUGAAGGAAUUCUGUGCGGACGCUUUAAAAAUUCUUAAAAUACAGAUAAGAUAUUUCAAAGAGCAGGUUUACUUUUUUUUCUUUGUGUUCAGUGCCUCGUUACCAUAAAGAAGAAAUGCAGAAAUUUUUCUUCUUUCUGGCAACACUCAACCGAUUUCCACAUUUUAUGUUUUAUCAUUUCUCAGAUUGCAAGAAACUGUUGUUCUGUUUUUUGAAAUAUCCUAUUUAUUCAAAUGUAAAUUGUUCCAAAUAUAGUUCGAUUAAUUAAAAUAUAAGUAGUAAACAAAAUAUUUAGACAAAAAAAAUGUUUUGUACUAUAUACCUAUUUAGUAUGUAAAUAUAAGCACUUAUGCUACGCUUAGUAUUAAUAAUAUAAAUUGCACAAAAGAUAUAGAUAUGCAAUAAAUGUAUAGAAAAUUUAGAAAAUUUGCCAAAUCGUAAGCGACGUGUUUGAAAAAUACAGUCGCGUUGAGAUGUUCUAUUAAAUAUUGUCAAUUUAGCAAAGUGUGUGUCGGGUGCGAGAGUAUAAUUAAGAGACAUGCCGACUCGAAGAAAACUAUUUAAAUUUUAGAAAUUAUGUAGAUUUUUUGUAAUGUUUGCUUUAUCGUGGUAUAUAUUGAUUUUUACCGAGAUUUUUUAGUGUUAACUUACGUGUAGGUAUUUCAAUUAAUACCAAGUGUAUUUUAUUUGAAAUUUAGCUUAUUACAAUGACUUCAUAUAAUUUUAAUUUGUAAUAAACGAUGUAUACAAGUAUAUUUUAUAAUAUUUUGAUUUAGAUUUUAGAUGAUGAGACAGUCAAUUUAAAAUAUUGCUAAAUUACGCGAUAAGCCAAACGUUACAGCAUUUCUACGCGAUUAUAUUAGAAAAUUAUGAAAUGUAUAUUAAAAUAAUGUAUACUUACUAAAUGAAGAAAGCAAUAUAGUCGCUUAUGUAUGUAAAUAAUUGUUUACCUGUUCCAGGAAUGGGAGUUUGAUUUCUGUCCAUUUAGCUAGUGAAUUCAUUAAUCAUAGACAACUCGGGUGUCAGUGUUCUUCAACCUUUCAAAUUUUAUAAUUAACUAGCGGUCCGCCCCGGCUUCGCCCGUGGUACAUAUUUACGUUUUCUCUACAUAAGAACCAUCCUCGUACUUCAAGGAAUAUA
Molecule: messenger RNA, 5658 nt
Organism: Colias croceus (clouded yellow)
Lineage: Eukaryota; Metazoa; Arthropoda; Insecta; Lepidoptera; Pieridae
Gene: nolo
Product: protein madd-4-like
Exons: 30
Coding region: 82-3969 (1295 amino acids)
Biological process (GO): extracellular matrix organization
Source: RefSeq, a predicted model, not a curated record